Molecule: messenger RNA, 4415 nt
Organism: Pseudopipra pipra
Lineage: Eukaryota; Metazoa; Chordata; Aves; Passeriformes; Pipridae
Gene: GLYCTK
Product: glycerate kinase
Exons: 5
Coding region: 325-2052 (575 amino acids)
Biological process (GO): protein phosphorylation
Cellular component (GO): cytoplasm
Molecular function (GO): glycerate kinase activity
Source: RefSeq, a predicted model, not a curated record
GAUAGGUUGUUAAUCUGCCUUGGCUUUUGCCUUUAAAAUCUGUUCUCCUAAGUAUUAAAUAAUUUAUGGUUAGGCUCAAUCUUAAGGGUCUUUUCCAAAAUCAGUGAUUCUUAGGUUUCUUUCCCUGACAAACCUUUGAUUCUCCAUAUAGCUUUACCUGCAAGUCCCUUGUCCAAUAGAUUUCAGAGUGUGCCUGAGAAGGUGCUCGUGUAGAGGGUUUUUUGUGUAGAGCCUUUGGGUCCCUAUAGCAAAAUAAGGCAGAUUUAGGCCUAGAGGAGCUGUUGAAAAGCUUGUGUGGCUUAAUCAUUAACACCUUGCAAUGCUAUGGGAGUGUCAGGACAAAGAGACCUCUGGACUCCUGAGCUUUCACAGAAGAAUCCAGCCACUUGCACUGAAACACUCCACUUACCAGAGAGAGGAUUAACUCUCUCAGGUUGGAGGCUUCAGCUGUCCCAGCUCUGGAGGCCUUGCCAGUGCUGUACAAGCCCACCCCACAGCGCAGACUGGCUCAGCCUGGCCACCCUGGGCAGAAUGUCCCUACGAGAGCACGCACUGUCCCUCUUCCGCAGCGCGGUGGGCACCGUCCGCCCGGCCCCGAUGAUGAAGAGGGCUCUGAAACUCCAGGGGGAUAGGUGCCCUCAGCUGCUGGUGAAGGGCCAGGCCUUUCCAGUGAAGAGGGACCUGUACCUGGUGGGUUUUGGAAAAGCUGUGCUGGGGAUGGCUGCAGCAGCAGAAGAGAUCCUGGGAGACCACCUCGUCCGUGGUGUCAUCAGUGUGCCACUCGGCAUCCAGGAGAGCCUGCAGCGAGCAGGAAUGCAGGAGAUGCUGCUGAAGCCACACAGCAAAAUCCAGGUCAUCGAGGGUGCCAAGAACAACCUCCCAGAUGCAGAGGCUCUGAAGGGAGCUGUUGCCAUACAGCAGCUGGCUGAGGGUCUGACUGCAGAUGACCUGCUCCUCGUGCUUAUCUCAGGGGGUGGAUCAGCCCUGCUGCCUGCUCCCAUCCCUCCCAUCCUCCUCGAAGAGAAGGAGAAACUCACAAAGAUGCUGGCUUCCCGAGGAGCUGCCAUACAGGAGCUGAACAUUGUCCGGAAGACUCUGUCCGUGCUGAAGGGAGGAGGGCUGGCCCAGCUCGCAUAUCCUGCACAGGUGGUGAGUCUCAUCCUGUCUGAUGUGAUUGGUGAUCCCCUGGAUAUCAUAGCAAGUGGGCCCACUGCUGCCAGCUCCCACAGUGUCCAAGAUUGCCUUCAGGUACUUGCCAAAUACAACCUGCUGCACAACCUCCCCAAGUCAGUGGAAACGGUCCUCUCCAGCUCUCCCACCAAGCCCACCGCUCCAGAAAACUACUCCCAUGUUUCCAACAUCAUCAUUGGGUCAAAUACUCUGGCUUUAGACGAAGCCAAACACCACGCUGAGAGCCUGGGUUACGCAGCUCUGGUUCUGAGUGCAGGAAUCCGUGGGGAGGUCGGCCGUGUCUCCACGCUGUACUGCCAGCUGAUCCGGCUGGUCUGCCUGGGCCUCGCCGGCCGCGCAGAAGAGCCCCUCGGUGAUGAGGUGAGGGGCAAUCUCCUGCAGCUGGCGGCAGAGCUGGAGAUCCCAGGUUUGGACCUUGCCAAGUUUCUACAGGCCCUGCGAGGAUUAGGGCCUGAAAGACCAGUCUGCAUCCUGGCUGGUGGAGAAACCACAGUCCAGCUUCAAGGAAGCGGCAAGGGAGGGAGGAACCAGGAGCUGGCCCUGCGCGUGGGGCUGGGGCUGCACAGGGCACAGGCCAUGGAAGGCAGCAGCCCCCAAGGGAGGUGUGAGAUCAUCUUCUUCAGCGGGGGAACGGAUGGGCAGGAUGGGCCGACGGAGGCGGCAGGAGCCUUCUGCAGCUCAGGGCUAGUGGCUGAGGCGCUUCAGGAGGGCCUGGACGUGGAGGCUUUUCUCAGGAACAACGACUCCUACACCUUCUUCAGCCAGUUCCAAGGUGGGCAUCACCUCCUGGUGACAGGCUUGACAGGCACCAAUGUCAUGGACAUCCAGGCCAUUUUAAUUAGAGCUUUGGAGAGAUCAUGAGAGCUCCCUCUGCAGAUAUCCAGAUGCACUUAAUUAGAACCAGGAGUAAAUGAAAGCAUCAAUACUGCAGACAAAUGCAAGCUACUUAAAUUAGGACUCACUGUCGAGGGUGGUGGUAUCUUUACAGAAAGAAUCCAAUAAUUAGACACAUGAGUGGAUGUCCACAGCAAAAGCAAGCACUUGUAACUGGGGGGAAUCAGAGAAAGGUAAGAGGUCACAUUGCAGACAAGGAAGCUGGAUUUAACAUGCUUGUGACUUUAAGUGAAGUCGAAGACUUAACAUGCUGCAACUACAGUUAAAAGAUAUGGGGAAGUUGAGGCCAUGGCAGGGCUGCCAGGGAGAACCCUCACUGCACUGUUGCACCUCCAGUGAACCCAGCUCAAGAGCAGCUCAGGAGGGAGCUUUUGCAGAUUCACAGAAGUGCAUUACAAUGACUGAAGGAUGUAAAAGCAGUGACAGCAAGGCCUGCUCACCUGAAGCGUGAACGUGCUGGAGGGAUAUGGUGGGAAUACCCAGCACCCACUCCACACACCAGCACAGUGCCCUGCAGUUCCUCCCACAGCAGUGUAUGAGGCGACACAGAGACCACAAGUCCAGCAUGAUGCAAACCCGGGAGUGUGGCUAAGGAGCACAUUGGCAGAGAUACUGGAUGGGUGACACAGGCAGUGCACAGUGACAUAGAGGGUUCCAUACCUUCACUUAAGGAAGGGGAUGAACGAAGCGCAGUGGCUCCUCCAGCCUCCUUCCCUCCACAGGAACAUCUUCCCUGCUGAUCCCUGAUGGGAGAGCCUCCGUGCCAGCAGCAUGUACGCUAUGAGCUUUCGUGGUGUUGUUUUCCAACUACCUAGAAAACAGUCGUGCAUCCAGCCUGAGCCACUGACCUUUCUUCCGCGCUGAGGCAGAAGUCGCUGUCACUCUGAUUAACUCUGCUAAUUCCACAGAACAAAAGGCAAGGAAACCUUCACGCUCAGCUCUCCUGACCCAUGCUGCUGAGCUGAUCAAAGGGCAAAGCUGCCAGAGCUGUGCUCUGACAGGGAGCUGCUCCCUCACAUGUACAAGGACACGGUGGUUUAUCGUGGUUUUGUCACCUACUGCAGUGCAAAAUGCGGGAGAGCGGAGAUGAGCCGGGUUUCCCAGGAUAUGCAGCCCACAGUGAGGCUGGAUUUCAGAAGGGCUUUGCCUGUAGCAACAGGCACGUUGAUAGUUUUGGCUGGAUAUUCAAAGGACUUCAGCUCAGCAGCCAGUAUGACCCAGCACGUCCGACUUCUUUUGAAUAUCUGGCUGUUUGUUACAGAGCCUAAGUGGGAGCUGAGCUCCUUUGAAAAUCCAGCUAUAAUGUAAUAGGACACGCUUGACUCAGACUCUUUCCAGACAGACCGACCUACUCCGUGUGGCUGAUCUCAUCUCGUGACAUAAACACACUGUUGUGCCAACACUGAGUCGUGGUGUAUCUCACUGAGCAGUCGUUCUGCACCCGCCUGGAUCGGAGAGUGGAUUUUUGAGGAGGAUACAACACCUCCUAUUUUGGUUUUGAAGCCAACAACUAACAAGUAGGGAUAUCAGGAGGACCAUCACGGGGCCCAGUGUUGAUGCCAGGCUGGCAGCUGGACUGUCUGGGCUACAGCCCAGGCACAGUGUAAGGCACAAGCCUGGGGAUUUCAAAACCCUGGUCUUGCCUGGGAUGGUUUAAACCCAUCCACGCAUCUCACUUGUCCUCAGAGUCUGAAAGUCUUCUGUAACAUGCCUGAACUUGCUCACACUGGCAAACAGCUCCAAGAUCUGCUGGGGGAAGUCUGCCAAGCGUUAUAAAGCUCCCUGUGCCCCUGUAAUAUCAGGAGGUGGUUGUGCAGGAGAAGCUGCUUUGUGCCGUGUGCUUUUCUCCGGAGGUCGCUGGCAGGUCGCCUGCUCCAUGCCCAGCAGGCCAGCUCCACAGGGGCACCCACGCACGGAGAUACAGCCACAAGUAUGGGCUGCAGCCAGGAUAACUGGCUAAAGCUGGCUCCACAGUGCUAGGAAUGCUUCCUGGCCAGUUCUGCUCUAGUGGAAUGCAGAGUGACUCCGGUUUCAGGCUGGGGUGCCUGGCAGAAGGGUCACUGGCACCUUCAGCAUCAGGUCCAGUGUGCAACAGGCCCACAAUAACCCCCUGCCCACAGGUCUGCCACACUGCUGAGCACCACGCUGGCCCUUAGAGCUGCAGCCAAGUUCAGAAGACCUUGGGCUAGUGCUGGCUGGCUUCUCCCAGGAAAUGCCUACCCCAGAUACCCUGAGCAGUGUCCUUGUUUUCUGAAUGGUGGCUUUUCACUAGCAAUUAAAGAAUGUGUGUUGGAGAGGAGAAAAGGCUAAUAAAAGAUUUGUUGAAAGGA